Malania oleifera is the source of this 501-nucleotide messenger RNA. RefSeq lists its product as uncharacterized. NCBI's taxonomy places the organism in Eukaryota, Viridiplantae, Streptophyta, Magnoliopsida, Santalales, Ximeniaceae. The record is from RefSeq and is a predicted model, not a curated record. The transcript has a single exon. Bases 1 to 501 code for a protein of 166 amino acids.
AUGGUGGAACCUGAAUCUUCUAUGCAUUAUGUUUCUAUGGCAAAUUCUGAUGAUUCUUCAAGAAAUCUAUCGGAUGAUUCUUCAAGUGUUUAUUACUUGCAUUCAUCAGAUAAUCUCAGAGCUCUUCUAGUCUCUGAAAUCUUGAAUGGUGAAAAUUAUAUUGCAAGGAGUAGAUCUAUCUCCAUUGCCCUUACAGUUAAGAAUAAGAUUGCAUUCAUAGAUGACACUGUGCCUCAAUCCAAUCUUGGUGAUUCUCGGAUUCGAAUUGCUUGGUUGAGAGCAAAUAAUCUUGUUCUAUCUUGGCUAAUGAAUUUUAUAGCCAAAGAAAUUCAUGGGAGUCUGUUAUACUUCACAGCUGCAUGUGAUGUUUGGGAAGAACUCGAGACAAGGUACCUUCGAAGUGAUGGUCCAAGAGUCUUUACUCUAGAAAAAUCUCUUAGUUCAAUUUCUCAAGGAUCAAGAUCAGUUACUAAAUACUUCAAUGAAUUCAAGACCCUCUAA